AUGUGGACGUCGGUCAACAUCUCAGACCGGAUGCUGAAAGCCUCAUUUUCCGUGCGGCCCAAGCUAGGAACCCCCUUAGCGUGCAUUACUGGCGUCUACACCGAGGUCCAUGUCCUCUUUAUCGACGAAAACAAUGUCGUCCGCGAGGUCUAUACCUAG
Messenger RNA from Parathielavia appendiculata, 159 nucleotides. RefSeq lists its product as uncharacterized. Bases 1 to 159 code for a protein of 52 amino acids. NCBI's taxonomy places the organism in Eukaryota, Fungi, Ascomycota, Sordariomycetes, Sordariales, Chaetomiaceae. The transcript is spliced from 2 exons. The record is from RefSeq and is a predicted model, not a curated record.